AUGUUGCAGAUGGGUAAUUUACUCAUGCUUUUCACAACUGCAGCACCUCGAAAUAUUGGAUCGGUAAUGGCAGUGUUGGCGCCACUAUUACAGUUUCCUGGAAUGUUGUUCAUAGUUGGCUCGGUACGCCUAGAAAUGCUCUUCCUGCUCUUUGGAACGUACGAUUUCUGGUAUUUCACCGUCAACAAUAUCGUGUUUGGCGUGUGUUUCGCGGCUUUACUUCGCGACAUUCGCAUAAUUGUUGUCUUAGUCGGCUGUGCCAUCGUGCAGAUAAGCAUCGGUUCGGAUGCUCUAGUGGGCGACAGACGACAGAUUUUAUUGUCCAGUGUCCUUAACUGCAUGACGCACAUGACGAUGUUCCUGAUGGUGUUCUUAAAGCGAGUGGAUGACGAUGGGAACGGAGAUACUUUCAUGCUCUCGUACUCGAACAGCGGAUACGGGUUUUCUAUUCGGGAUACCCUAAUGAAUACCCAACUUAACAUGGUACUACUCUUUGGGAGACUAGUCUAUCGUAAUUAUUCGAAGACGCUGCGUCAGCUACUACUGCACGGUCGGACUACAACCCAAAAGUAG
Molecule: messenger RNA, 573 nt
Organism: Phytophthora infestans T30-4
Lineage: Eukaryota; Oomycota; Peronosporomycetes; Peronosporales; Peronosporaceae
Exons: 2
Coding region: 1-573 (190 amino acids)
Source: RefSeq, a predicted model, not a curated record